This is a messenger RNA of Triplophysa rosa, 3510 nucleotides long. It is a transcript of the gene srfbp1, whose product is annotated as serum response factor binding protein 1. Bases 127 to 2205 code for a protein of 692 amino acids. The transcript has 3 exons. Gene Ontology annotation, cellular component: 90S preribosome; nucleus. Gene Ontology annotation, biological process: maturation of SSU-rRNA. Lineage: Eukaryota; Metazoa; Chordata; Actinopteri; Cypriniformes; Nemacheilidae. The record is from RefSeq and is a predicted model, not a curated record.
CGUGACGUCAGGACGCCGUGCGUGCCGCGUCACGUUUGCCGAGCAAGAUGGCGGCGCCCUGAGUAGCAGAACGUUUUGUUUAAUUUUUGAAGUGUGGGGUGUAAAGACUCGAGAAAGUCAAUAAAGAUGCCUGCCGUGCUGAACCUUAACAAUGAGGUGGUCAGGCUGAGGGCGGAGGUGAAAAGAGUAAGGGUGCUCAUCAUCCGGAAGCUCAUCCGCCAGAUCUUGGUACUGGAGAAGAAGAAAGGAAGUCAGGAGGACUUGGAGAAGCACCGCAGGCGAGCGGCGAGACUUCUGGAGGAGAUCCAAGAGCUGAAAGUUAUCGUGCCCGACAAAGUCACGAAGACCGCUCUGCAGAUGGAGAUCAGCUUCGAGAAGGUGUGCAAGAAUAAAGAGGCCACCCUGUCCGAUCGAGCCAUUGCGCGAAUUGCCACGCACCCACAGUUCAACAAGAAAAUCCAGAGCCUUAAGGAUGCUAUCAAAGCCUUCAAAGACGAAAGAAUAAAUGAGAUGAACUCUGAGAAACAAGUGAAAAAGAAGGCAGACGAUUUGAAAGAUCAGCCACUAGAAGUCAAUGAUGAUGAAGGUCCUGAGAAAUCAGACGAUGACGAGAAGAAACCGAAUGAAGAGGAGGGUGAUGAAAUGAUAGAUAAACCUCAUGAGGACUCGAGCGUCGAAGAGGUUUUGCUCAAGAUGAGAAGGGAGGCGAAGAACAUAAGGGUGCUGGUCUUGGGUAAACUGACGCGGAAAAUGGGUGCUCUGAAGAAGAAAAAAGGUCCGGAAUCUGUGGUGAACCAAGAACUGAUAGCAGAACUCAUGAAAGACAUCCAGGCAUUAAGGAACCUUAAACCAGACCAGCCCACCAUUACAGCUCUUCAACAGAACGUCGAACUUGAGAAGGUUUUGCAGGACCCUCAGGCAAGCCCGAUGGACAGAGUCAUCGCACACAUCGUCACACAUUCCCGGUUCAUCAACAAACUUCAAAAAGUGAAAAAUGUGAUUGAAGAGAAAAAAGCUAAGGCAGCAGAAGCCAAACGGAUAGAGAUGGACAGACCGAAGAAUGAUGGAAUGACAGCCAUUGAGGAGGAGGAGGAGGAGGAGAAGGAGGAGGAUGGUGAAGAGGAGGAGGAUGACAGUGAAGAAGAUAAGGAUGAGGAGGAGGAUGAUAGUGAAGAAGAUGAGGAGGAAGAGGAUGAUAGUGAAGAAGAUAAGGAUGAGGAGGAAGAUGAUAGUGAAGACGAUAAGGAGGAAGAUGAUGAUGAUGAAGUAGGAGUGGAAAAACUGAGCAGUCUUUCCAUUGAAAUCCAUAAGCCAGCAGAGAGCACAGGCUCUGAUGCUGUAAAGUUGCCACCGAUCCAAGUGAUCACAACACCUGAAAAAUCCAAAGCAACCAUAGUCAAAUCACAGAAUGCCAAGGUCACAUCUUCAAAAGUUUCCCCUAAAAAGUCUUCAACCGUUAGCAAUACAGAGUCUAAACUACCAAUAAACGUAAAAAAAACAGAGAAAGAAACUGAAAACACCAUAAAGCCAGAAACGAAAGCUCGGUCACAAAAGGACAACGAAGAGAGCGAUCUAUCAGACGACGAUGAAGAGAAGGAAUACUUCGACGACAGCACAGAGGAGCGUUUCCGUAAGCAGUCAUCUCAGUCGGAAGAGAGCGAUGAAGAUGACUUCUUCCUCAGCAAAGUUAGCAAAUUUAAGAAAAGGAAAAGUGGCAAAGCUAAAGUUCAGGCCAAAGAAACCCAAGCAGUUGAAAAACCUCAAGAGACCAACCUUGGUAAAUUUGAGUCUGAUUUCUGCUCAACCCUGUCCAAAUCCAGCGCCUCCUCGCAGAGUGCCGAGCAUGGCUCUCGUCACGAUGGGUCAAGACCACCUCGGUUUCAGAAUCAGAAGAAGGGUCCUGACGGCAGGAUGAAACCAUCUCUGUAUAAAGACCGGGGCAAUGACAGGAGGGCGGCGCCUUUCAAAACCAACAAACAAACAUUUAAAUAUGCUGGACAAAGGCAAGAUGGACCUCCAGGAGCCGGGAGGGGACGGUCACAGUUUGAGCAGCAUCAGAACCAGAAUAGCAGAGGUCCGGCUGGCAAGAUUUCAAAUCCACAGCAACAAUCGCUUCAUCCUUCAUGGGAGGCUAGCAGGAAGAGGAAAGAACAGCAGGCACAAAUCCCAGUGUUCCAGGGGAAAAAAAUCAGAUUUGAUGAUUAAGUUGUAUCGACUGAAGUCUAAAUAUCUUGAUAUUUUAAAGCAUCUGUCUGUAUUUACUGUGAAUGUCUAUAAAACAUAUGUUGCAAAUGUCUUUGUUUCUGCACAUUCGAUGAUUGGUUCUUUUUGUCUUGUACGUGCAUUUAAUCAAAAUGCUUUUCCGUCUGUAAAAUAAGACCGUUUAAAAGUGUUUUUCUCUUUUCUAAGAGUCUAAAUCCUUCAUUAGACAAUUCAAUUUCCAGGAUUUCUCAAGCGAUCUUGUUAAAUCAUUUUUAUGUGGAUGAUUUGUAUACAUUUUGACUCCAAAAUGUGACCAUGCUUUGAUUUACUGUUUUUUUCUACAUAAAACCAUCCUACAUAAUGUAAAUAACAUUAUGUGGAAGUAUAACCUUGAUAUCUGUAAUAUGACAGGUUGAUGGCUGAAAUGACGGUUGAAAUCAAACUUUAAUGCUUGUUGAGACUUUCGUCUGGAUUUCACAUACAGCUGUGGAAAAAAUGAAGAGACCAUGUUAACAUUGUUUUCAGUUUUUCUGAAUUAUCUAGUUAUGUGUUUAUGCAAAAUGGUCAUAUUUGUUUUGUUCUCUGACUACUAACAACAUUUCUCCCAAAUUUCAAAUAAAAUUAUUGGUUCUAUUCACAUUUAUUUGCAGAAAAUGAAAACUGAAGAGAAAAUAUGCUCUGUAUUUUUUCAGACCUUAAAUACUGCCACGAAAACAAAAAAUUAUACACGUAUUUAGGAAACGUUCAAAAAUAUUUUUUAUGUAAUGACCUCAAUUUUAUCACAGUUUUCAUGCGUCUUGUCAUGCUGUCAGUCACGUUGAUGUUGGAUGACUUUGUCACUCCUGAGGUUGGAUUUUCUUUAAACAGACACUGGACUUGGAAUGACCACAAUACAUCUAGAAAUGCUGAUUAAAUGAAAAUUUGUAAUGGUCUUAAUUUUUUCCACGGCUGUAUUUCACACUUGACACUUUCAUUUUGUAAUACAUUUAGAUAUUUUCCUUUUGUAGUUUAGAGGCUUGUUCAAAUGUUCACGAUGAUUUAUUGUACAUAUAAAUGAUAUAUAUAUGCAAGUUGAUUAGUGUUUAUUUGCUAUUUGUUUAAUGACUACAUUACUUGACAGUUAUUUAGAAACUAGGCUUAUUUUAAUAGAUUAAAUACUAAAAUAGUUGAUCUUAACAUUUUUGACCUCAAGUCCCCUCCCUCCAUUGUCCACACAACAAUAUCUGAUGCCCCACUCUUCAUUUCCACCCAAUUAAAUAUAUUAGAGCUUGACAGAACUAAAAAUAAAAAUGUAUGUUAUUUGUAACA